GGUUUCCUGGGUGGUGGAGCCCACAAGAGCGGCGCACUAUCAACAUGGCGGCCGGGCUGCGGAAACGCGGCCGGGCGGGUUCUGGGUCUCAGGCAGCCGGACUCUGCCGGCAAUGGCUGCAGCGCGCCUGGCAAGAGCGGCGCCUACUGCUGCGGGAGCCGCGCUACACGCUGCUGGUGGCCGCCUGCCUCUGCCUGGCGGAGGUGGGCAUCACCUUCUGGGUCAUUCACAGGGUGGCAUACACAGAGAUCGACUGGAAAGCCUACAUGGCCCAGGUGGAAGGUGUCAUCAGUGGCACCUAUGACUAUACCCAACUUCGAGGUGAUACUGGACCACUUGUGUACCCAGCUGGUUUUGUGUAUAUCUUUAUGGGGCUAUACUAUGCCACUGGUAGGGGCACUGAUAUCCACAUGGCCCAGAACAUCUUUGCUGUGCUCUACCUGGCCACCUUGCUGCUUGUGUUCUUGAUCUACCACCAGACCUGCAAGGUACCUCCCUUCGUCUUUUUCUUCAUGUGCUGUGCCUCUUACCGUGUCCACUCCAUCUUUGUGCUUCGGCUCUUCAAUGACCCAGUGGCCAUGGUGCUGCUCUUCCUCAGUAUCAACCUCUUCCUGGCCCAGCGCUGGAGCUGGGGCUGCUGCUGUUUCAGCCUGGCAGUCUCUGUGAAGAUGAAUGUGCUGCUCUUCGCCCCUGGGUUACUAUUUCUUCUCCUCACACAGUUUGGUUUCCGUGGAGCUCUCCCCAAGCUGGGCAUCUGUGCUGGCCUUCAGGUGGUGCUGGGGCUACCCUUCUUGCUGGAGAACCCUAUUGGUUACCUAUCCCGCUCCUUUGACCUUGGCCGCCAGUUUUUGUUUCGCUGGACAGUGAACUGGCGCUUCCUCCCAGAGGCCCUCUUCCUGCAUCGUUCUUUCCACUUGGCCUUAUUGGCUGCCCACCUCACCCUGCUCUUGCUGUUUGCUGUCUGCAGGUGGCACAGCACAGGGGAAAGUAUCCUGUCACUGCUGAAGCAUCCCUCCAAAAGGAAGGUUCGACCCCAGCCCCUUACACCCAACCAGAUUGUUUCUACCCUCUUCACCUCCAACUUCAUUGGCAUCUGCUUCAGCCGCUCCCUCCACUACCAGUUUUACGUCUGGUAUUUCCACACACUGCCCUACCUCCUAUGGGCCACGCCUGCACGCUGGCUCACACACCUACUCAGGUUGCUGGUGCUGGGGCUCAUUGAGCUCUCCUGGAACACGUACCCAUCCACAUCCUACAGCUCUGCCGCCCUGCACAUAUGCCAUGCUGUCAUCCUACUGCAACUCUGGCUGGGGCCACAGGCUUUCCCCAAGAGCAUCCAGCAGAGCAAGAAAGUCUACUAAAAUCUUCCUUUUCCCCUCCAGUCCAUUCUUAGGACUUGAGUGGGAAGGACUCUGUGAUCUUCCAAAUAAACCUUGCCAAGUCUACCUCUGUGCAGCCUUCAUGGACAUAUGGGUAGCCAGUGCCUGGACCAAGCUGUCAGGAGGCAUUUACCGGGCAGAUGAAGAGUCACUCAA
Otolemur garnettii (small-eared galago) is the source of this 1535-nucleotide messenger RNA. RefSeq names its product ALG3, alpha-1,3- mannosyltransferase (gene ALG3). Gene Ontology annotation, cellular component: endoplasmic reticulum. The transcript has 9 exons. NCBI's taxonomy places the organism in Eukaryota, Metazoa, Chordata, Mammalia, Primates, Galagidae. The coding region runs from base 45 to 1361 and encodes 438 amino acids. Gene Ontology annotation, molecular function: dol-P-Man:Man(5)GlcNAc(2)-PP-Dol alpha-1,3-mannosyltransferase activity. The record is from RefSeq and is a predicted model, not a curated record.